Molecule: messenger RNA, 3389 nt
Organism: Phaedon cochleariae (mustard beetle)
Lineage: Eukaryota; Metazoa; Arthropoda; Insecta; Coleoptera; Chrysomelidae
Source: the annotation of a GenBank genome assembly
AUUUCUAAAAUUAUUUUAUUUACCCAAAUCUGAUGAGAACGAGCCAUAUAUUUCUCGAAAACCCUAUAGGUCCGUUAUAUUGUGUUUUAUGCUGAUUUGACAUAAUGUACCAAAAUGGUACAUUUUCAGUUUAACGUGUGGUACGCUUCAUAAGUUGGACGCGGCAACACUGCUUAGGAUCUGUGGCAAUGAUCUGUCGUAAAAGUGUGUGUAGUUCCCCGAGUUCCACAGUAUAUAAAGAAACCAACACAGGAAAUGUGGAAUGUGGUUGCUAUAUUUGUACUUGUUUUGCUGGUGCUGAGUCAGCGUCAGCUACCAGCUGGUACGCUACGUAGAUUUAGAUUAUUAUUCUUCCUGUAUCUUGUAUAUGUGAUGGUGUGCUUAUAAAGUGCUUAUGUGCAAAUGUGCACAUCUCUGUAGAGCUGCAUAGGACAUUUGGUGUUAAUUAUUUUUUUCUGAUUUUCAUCAGAGGGAAAUCCCAAAAUGGCGUCCUCAUCAGGAUCGGAUCUAGAAGAGAAAGUCAAGGACCUCGGAAUAACUGAAGAGACAGAUAUAAAUAUUCUUCUGUUAGGGGAAACAGGAGUGGGUAAAUCGACAUUGAUCAACUCAUUUGCCAAUUAUUCAACUCAUGUGGAUUUUAAAAAAGCAAAAAAUGAGGAAUUACUUGUUCUUAUACCUACAGAGUUUAGUGUGAAGGAUAAAGAUGGUGAAUUCCAUGUCAUCAGCAUCGGAACUGGUGAUAAAAACGAACUUCUGAAAAGUGGUGUCUCAGCUACCCAAGAUGUUAAAACUUACGUUUUUCCCAUUUGGAAUGACAGAGUUAAAAUUCGUCUGAUAGAUACUCCUGGAAUGGGAGAUACCAGGGGUACAGAGCAGGAUAAUAUCAAUUCUGAAAACAUUUUAUCUUACAUUGGUCAACUACAGGAGCUUCAUGCAAUCUGUUUUCUUUUCAAACCCAACAAAUCAAGGAAUACAGUCUUUUUCCAAUACUGUAUGACUCAAAUUUUAUCCAAGUUAGACAAAUCUGCAAGCAAGAAUAUUAUAUUUGCAUUCACUAAUACAAGAGGCUCUGAUUAUGGGCCAGGUGAAACUAUCCAUUUGCUAAAGAAUGAAAUUGAAGCAAUUAGGAAAAAUCCUCCUCACGCAAACAUCCCAUUCAAUAGAAAUAUCUUCUGUUUUGAUAAUGAGGCAUUCAAGUAUUUAGCAGCUAUCAAGAAUGGUGUAGAGUUUGAUGCCUCAAUCGAGGAGCGAAAUAAAGAGCAAAGCUGGAAGAAUUCUCUGGCACAAUGUUGGAAGAUGAUCAAUUAUAUCGUUGGUGAUGCUAAUAAUCCUCCCUUGAAACCACAUGAUGUCAAGAGCACCAGUGCAAUAAAUGAGGCUAGAAGAGUGAUAAACCAAUUGGCACAACCUCUAGCCGAAAUAUCUCAACUCAUCGACCAUAAUAUGUAUGCACUGAGAAGACAAGAAGAAAGUCUUCUAAUGGAUUAUGACACAUUGGAUGAGCUCAAGAGUAAACUGUUCAUCCCAACUAUUGACUUGGAAGUCGUGGCAAUGACUCAUCCGUCAACAGUUUGCACCACUAGCAAGUGCGCUAAAGUUUAUCAGAAAUUGGGCAGGAAUAUCUGGCAUUACAAACAGAAGUGCCACGAACACUGUUAUCUUUCCAACGUAAUGAGAGAAAUGAUCGGCGAUCCUCAAUUGGUCAAUUGUGCUGCCAUGGAUAGAAAGAAUGAUUGUCAAAGAUGUGGAUGCAGUUUCAAAGUGCACCAACACAUUUAUUACAAGACCAAAGUUAAAGAAAUCCGAGAAGUCGAUGAUAACGUUAAGAAAAACAUUUAUGACAAAACUAAAUUGGUGGAGGAGGCUGAGAGAACUUUGCAAAGUGUCAUGAAAAAAAAAGAAGAGCUGAUCAGUGAGCACCAGAUUAUUGUCACUACUUGUGCUAGAUUUGCUCAUUUUCUGAAGAACAAUGCCAUUACACCAUUCAAUGAUUCCUAUAAAGAAUAUAUCGAGUACCUGAUUAAAAGAGAGCAAUCAAUGGGUGAAAGGUGCGUUAAUGAAACCGUCGAACAUCUCAGAAGACUUCUAAGAGAAUAUGAUGAAAUGAAGAAAUCAUUCGAUGAAGCCCUAGAGCAGAACAAGACAUCAGACUGUACCGACAGUGUGAUGACACCUGAAGUGGUCUCCGACAGCAUCCAAAGAUUGUACAAGCUCAAACACUCUGGCCAGAAGAUCAAGGAACUGUACGAGUGCCAGGAAAAGUCCAGAGCAAAAGAGUACCAAAAAACAGAAUACGUCCACAAAAAAUCUCUCAAGAAAGGGGAACAAAGCAAUAAGAAGAAAGAGGAUAAGAAAAAUAAUGACAAGAAAAAUUCUGAUAACAAGAAUAAACGUCAAGGUGCGGGCAACGAAAACAGGAUCCAAAAUAGAGGUGGAGAUAGAUUCGAGAAUCAAAGAUCAAUGCCAGAGAGCCCCCCGCCGUGUUACCAGGAGGCCCAGCAAAAUCGAGCCCUUCAUGUGAGAGCCCAUAGUCCUCAUCCCUCCCACGGGGGCUAUUAUCCACCUCCGCCGGGUGCUUAUAGGGCCAACGCUUACGGGCCUCCACCUCCACCUGGAGGUCCUUAUGUGGCGCACGGAGAUCCAAAUGGAUACGGUCGUCAUUAUAGAUAUACCAAUGAACCAAAAAGAAACGACCCCUCCUAUGAUAUAAACAUAACUGUCACAAAACCCGACCAACCCCAUCUUCCCCGAGACCCCUACUACUCCCCACAUCCGGACCCCUACUACCCCUACCGUUACCCACCCCACUCGGGCGCCUAUGGCGUUCCUCCAGCAGCUGGGGCUUACGGCGUUCCCCCAGCAGCUGGGGCAUACGGCGUUUCCCCAGCAGCUUGGGCCUAUGGCGUUCCCCCAGCAGUUGGGGCUUACGGCGUUCCCCCCGCAGCUGGGGCGUACGCUCCCCCCUUCGAGGCCGGACGCUACAGAGAUCCCCGUCAAGGGGACUAUUACGGCCCCCAUCCGAACGAUCAGCAUCAUGGUGGUCACCGCCAGAAUCCGGGACAAGCUCCUAAAGCCGGUGCCUCUGGUAAUAAGGGCGGAGGCUCGAAUUACAGAGGUAGGGGGGGUUUCAAGGGCGGUAGAGGCACAGUAAAUUCAACAAGAAAAUGAGGGUGAACGUGAAGAGGGACGGUGAAGGUAAGGCUAGCGACUAUGAGAAUUCUGAUUACUACGUUUUGUAAUGGGUUUUAUAAUUUAUAUGUAGUUGGUGCACUGGAUGAUUGAAUCCUCCUUAACUCGUUUGAUAGCUAUCGAAAUAUAAAGUGUUUUUAUUGAGAAAAAAAGAACAGCGGACAAUGUAUUUUUAUAAAUUUUGAACAAUUGGUUUAGCU